AUGAUGAGAAAGGGGACAUCACUACUAUCAUUGAUUUCUGUCCUCCCCCCACCCCUCCGUCCGUCCGUCCGUCCGUCCCUGUCCCCGUCCGGCGCGAUCAGGCGAAGACGACCGAAGCAACUGAGGAAUGACAUGUCAAUCACCCUGGUCAAUUCGGACAAUACAUUGAAAACUCCGCUGAUGAACCCGAAACUGUCCACAUUCUCGGAAACGAAUGGUAAAGUGGACGGAAGCCCGACAGGCUAUCAAACUCCCGGUAAGUGUGAACUGGCUGAAUGCAUGUCACAUGACUUGGAGAAUCACAACAAUUCGUUGUUUGGCUGA
Echinostoma caproni is the source of this 324-nucleotide messenger RNA. The record is from the annotation of a GenBank genome assembly. NCBI's taxonomy places the organism in Eukaryota, Metazoa, Platyhelminthes, Trematoda, Plagiorchiida, Echinostomatidae.